CUCUCAGAGCGCAUGAAAAUUAACAUUUCACAUCUUUUCAUAAUUUCUAUCCUCUCAAGCUAAGCCGAAAAGCUCGAUUAGAUAUAUAGCGCACAUUACAACGGCUUUCAUUUCACUCAGAUAUUGAUUUUUAGAGAUACAUAUUCCACAAAAUGACCGACUCCAACAUCCUACUCGGCCCCAAAAAGGCCGCACCACCACCAAACCCUUCCCUCCUCACACUCGCAGAAACCCUCCUCAGCACUGGCCCCUUUAAAAUCGAGUCUACACCUCGUCGCGUUCGCGCCCUGUUCGGUGGCAAAUUCCUCUUUGACACAACUUCCGCAAAACAUGUCUGGGAACACAAAUACUUCCCACACUUCUGGGUCCCCCUCUCAUCCGUCGUCCCCGACGUCCUGACCAAAACAUCCUCCGUCGAUGACUCCGAGUCUGCAUUCGGCGGCAUUGUUACUAUCCCAGGAACCGAGAAAAGUACCGAUCGAGUUUUGAUCUUCGAGAAAGGCCCCUUGGCAGGACUGGUCAAAUUUGAUUUCAAAGCAAUGGAUGCCUGGUUCGAAGAAGACCAGCAGAUAUACGAUCAUCCCAAGAAUCCAUACACAAGGAUUGAUAUCCUGGCGUCUUCGCGGAAGAUAGAAGUCAAGAUUGCGGGUGUCACAGUUGCGGAAAGUUCUAGCUCGAUGUUCCUGUUCGAAACUGGACUUCGGCCUCGUUAUUACUUGCCUAAAACUUCUGUCAAGCAAGAGUACCUUACGCCUUCUUCAACUACGACGAAAUGUCCGUAUAAAGGCAUGGCGCAGUAUUAUAACGUUACGAUAGAGGGGAAGGAGUACAAGGAUACCAUCUGGUGGUAUGAGUACCCGACUACGGAGAGUGCGGCGAUUCAAGGCUACGUGUGUUUUUAUAAUGAGAAGGUGGAUACGUAUGUCGAUGGGGUGUUGGAGGAGAAGUGAUUAGUACGGUCUGAGGUCAUCUGAUUUCAUCAAUGAGUCUCCCAUUUUCGACAAUUUUAUAAUGACUUCCUUCACAAAUAAGUCUCUUUCUUGAAAUAAGAGCAAUUUUGUCUGUGU
Messenger RNA from Mollisia scopiformis, 1067 nucleotides. RefSeq names its product DUF427-domain-containing protein. The record is from RefSeq and is a predicted model, not a curated record. The transcript is spliced from 2 exons. NCBI's taxonomy places the organism in Eukaryota, Fungi, Ascomycota, Leotiomycetes, Helotiales, Mollisiaceae. The coding region runs from base 153 to 950 and encodes 265 amino acids.